Messenger RNA from Spodoptera litura, 1026 nucleotides. RefSeq names its product trypsin, alkaline C-like. Gene Ontology annotation, biological process: proteolysis. Gene Ontology annotation, molecular function: serine-type endopeptidase activity. Lineage: Eukaryota; Metazoa; Arthropoda; Insecta; Lepidoptera; Noctuidae. The record is from RefSeq and is a predicted model, not a curated record.
AUAUGACGAUCUGUAAGAUAAAAGUAAUCGGGGUUUUUAUAAAAAUCGAUUCCGGCAUCGGUACAAUGACUUCAUAUUCCUAAUCUAUAUCGAUGACAUCUAAUAGUGAACGAUGUCAAAUAUGUUUUGUUUAAUUCAUUAAACAAGCAUAAUUUUUGUUGUGUGUUAUAAUGUGUUUUUGAAAGUGUUUAAAAAUGGCUUUAUUUACCUUUCUAAUUAUCGCUUUAUUGGCAGGAGCUGUUGACCCUGGGCGUGUCCGUCGUAUAGUGGGAGGUAGUGACACCACCAUAGACAGGUUUCCUUCCCUCGUGCAAGUCGAGAGUAGAAACCUAUGGAGCGGCUUUUGGUGGCAAUCCUGCGGUGGUACCAUUCUCACUCCUAGACAUGUGCUGUCUGCUGCUCAGUGCUUUUUUGGUCCAUGGUACUCCCCAAAAAACCGUCGCAUCAGAGCAGGAUCCUCAUAUCGCAAUGCUUCUGGUGUUAUCUACUUCAUAGAAAAAGAGAUCAACCACCCUAACUAUGCCUACUUUAAUACUUCGUCCGAUAUAUCCGUGCUUCGAAUCCAGACCCGGAUAGAAUUCACUCCGGUUAUCCAACCCGGUACAGUCGUUGCUGCUGAUUUUGUCUUCCCUGACAAUAUACCGGUGACGGUUGUCGGAUGGGGUCAUACUGCUUACUACGGCGCGUAUUCAGAUGUUCUUCAAGAGACUACGGUGAUCACAGUGAACCGAGAACUAUGUGCUAAACGCUACAGAUCUCUGAGCACGCAUCGUAACAUUACAAACACUAUGCUCUGUGCUGGGGUCUUAGGUGUCACCGGCAGAGACACCUGUACUGGAGACUUUGGGGGUCCACUUUACUACGGGCACAUUGUUAUUGGUAUUGCCACUUGGGGUCAUCAAUGUGGUCAUGCCGAUUUUCCUGGGGUAUACACGUCUGUAGCUUCCUAUACUAGAUGGAUUGCUGAUGUAGUUGUAUAAAUUAUUUUAGCUUUUUGUAAUAAAUAAAUCUUUUUAUUUCAAUGCA